This is a messenger RNA of Sporothrix brasiliensis 5110, 1179 nucleotides long. RefSeq lists its product as uncharacterized. Bases 1 to 1179 code for a protein of 392 amino acids. The record is from RefSeq and is a predicted model, not a curated record. Lineage: Eukaryota; Fungi; Ascomycota; Sordariomycetes; Ophiostomatales; Ophiostomataceae. The transcript has 2 exons.
AUGGCACGUUCCUUUGUUGCUCUCGUGGCUUUUGCUGCCAUUGCCACUGCUGCUCCCAGUCCCAUCACCCCUGAUCCAAACGGCGCGAACAAAGUCGGUAACGGUCAGGGUCUACAGUUCAUCACCGGCGGCUGCCUGAGCACCGCCGACUGUAGCCAAGCUGUCGUCCAGUCCUGCUGUGCCUUUAUUGCCGGCGGGUCUUCCACUGGUAUCUGCUCCGGCAUCGAUGUCGGUAAUGUCAAUGGCAAGGCCGGCUGCGGUUUUGGUGAUGGCGACAGCUCGACCGACUCUUCUGCGCCUGCCGCUGCCUCACCCCCGGCCGCCGCCGCUACUUCCUCCACUACCAACAGCUCCGGCUCUUCUGCUCAGUGCGCCGUCGACACUAGUCUCGCCGGAAGCCAGAAUGUCGGCACUGGCUCUGGCACGCAGUUUAUUACUGGUCAGUGCCUCAGCGCCGCUGACUGUGCGUCCGGCUGCUGUGUUGCCCAGGCCAGCGGCCCUGCCCUCUGCAAGGCCCAACUUGUCACUGAGCAGGCCGGUUUGACUUGCGACUUCUCCUGCUCCGGUUCGACCAGCUCAGCCACCUCUUCGUCAUCCGAUGCAGCUGUCUCGCAGCCUGCCACCAAUGUUGCGGCUACGGCCUCUGGUGGCUCAUCAACGGGCUCCUGCCCCGCCAUAGAUACCACUCUGGCCGGCAGCCAGAACGUCGGAACAGGCUCCGGCACCCAAUUUAUCACGGGUCAGUGCUUCACGGCGGCCGACUGCGCGUCGGGCUGCUGUGUGCUGCAGUCGGACGGUAUCUCUCUGUGCAAGGCUGAGCUGGUGACGACCCAGGCAGGUCUGACCUGUGACUCUAGCUGCACUGGUGGUGCUGCGUCUUCCGCUUCGUCCUCGUCCUCAUCUGCUUCGACUUCUCCCAGCAGCAACAAUGGCUCGUCGACUGGUUCGGCUGUGACAGGUGCGGCCGGAUCGGCGCAGUGCACCGUCAAUACCAGCCUGGCGGGCAGCCAAAAUGUCGGAAAGGGCUCCGGCCAGCAGUUCAUCACUGGCCAGUGCUUCAGUUCGGCUGAUUGUGCAUCGGGCUGCUGCGUGCAGCAGGCUAGCGGAACGGCGCUGUGCAAGGCCCAGCUGGUGACGACCCAGGCCGGCCUCAGCUGCGACUUUACUUGCGCUGCUUAA